Melanotaenia boesemani (Boeseman's rainbowfish) is the source of this 4839-nucleotide messenger RNA. RefSeq names its product V-set domain-containing T-cell activation inhibitor 1-like. The transcript is spliced from 5 exons. The record is from RefSeq and is a predicted model, not a curated record. The coding region runs from base 3344 to 3805 and encodes 153 amino acids. Gene Ontology annotation, cellular component: external side of plasma membrane. Gene Ontology annotation, biological process: negative regulation of T cell proliferation; T cell costimulation; positive regulation of T cell proliferation. Lineage: Eukaryota; Metazoa; Chordata; Actinopteri; Atheriniformes; Melanotaeniidae.
UGGUUUAUUUUGACCGUCCUGGUAAACAUCCCAAAUUUAUUAGAUAAAUGUAGGCUAUAGAUUUUUCACAAUUAUCUGGCGACCCCCUGAAAUUCUCUCACGACCUCCGUUGGGAAUCCCCAGUUUGAAAACCACUGCUGUAAACGUCUCUAAGAACAGCAGAAAAAGACGCUACAGCUGUCGCUAGCCCUUUUUUAGUUAGUCUGUAAAGGGGUCUGAAUAGUUGUUAAAUAAAGCGAAUCAGCCACUAAAGCUGGAUUCAUACUCGCGCAGCAUCUGCGUAAGGUUGGCCACCACCGUAGGCUCCGCGUAGGUCUGUAGAGGCUUGAUACGCACCUCUUCCAGACCUGACGAGCACCCAUGCUACCCAGCAUGGUCACGCAGAAGUACUCCUUUGUGAUUGGUCAGUUUGUGUUUACAUGUUUCCAGAUUUUUGGAUCUUCUUGCAGAUUUUGUGCAGUAAACACCAUUUUUAUUUGUUUGCACUGUAAGUUUUUUAACAUUAGAAUUAUUUCUUCGUUUGCUUCCAUGAGUUCGUGUAGCCGCCAUGUCGGCCGCCAUCGUUGAUCUAAAAAUGUCGUAACUGACGGGAACCAUGGAAAGAACUCCAUCCUGUGUGGAGUUUACCUGCCGAUACCAGCCCUACGGCCACCUUCAGGUUCAGAAGAGAAACUGCAACAUGACACCAUAAUCCUACGCUGGAGUGUGAGAGCACAUUUCACCAGCAUCGACCUACCGUACGCAGACGCUCCGCCAGUAUAAAUCCAGCUUAAACUGGAAACGCUGCUGAUUAUCUAGCUCCACUGGCCAGUUCAGGCUCUGCCCAACAAGGUAAAACACACCCUGGAAGACAAAAUGAAUUCAGUCUAGAAGCUGUUGAGUCCUAAAACACAGAUCAUAUCUGCUUUGGUCUGUAACGUGAUGGAUUCCAUGUCACGUAGAGGGAGACGAGGACUGUGCUGGUUGUUGUUUUGACUCUCUAUAAUGUUGUUGUUGUUGGUUCUACACCAUUAUCUGUCUCAGACACGUUGACUGGAGUCCUUAUCGGCAUCUCAUUGACACGCCUCAUCAGCCUGUGCAGACCCUGAUGCUGUUGUCAGUUCCAGCAGCUAAACAAUGAAAAACCUCCUCUGUACAUAUGUUUAUCACCAACAGGUUUCUGGGUUUUGGUGAAUGUGUUGCAGCAGCCUGCAGGUGAUUUCUGGUGUAUUUUAGUCUCUGCUGAACUCGUCAGGGUUAAAGACGAGUGAGCAGACAACUCCCUGAGGGAUAGUGGAGUAAAGCAGCAUUGUGGUUUCCACAGCAGUGGAGGUGGAGACGAGGUGUUUACGCAGAUGUUUUCCAACAUGUCGUCAGCUAGGUGGACCCUCGGGCCAAACGCAGCUGAUCUUCCUCCUCCUCCUCUUCUUGUGAACAAAGUUAAUUAGAAAUGUGUGAACCUCUGAAUUCUUCUGGUGAUAGAACUGACUGAAACCUUCCCAGUGACACCAGUUAGUGUCCGUUCACUCCGAGCUGUUUUUGUGGUUUUACAGAGUUAAUCUUGUUGGUUUUCACUUCCUGUUUAUAAAGAAAUGUUUGGGUUUGCAGAAGCUGGUUUUGAUUCCUGUUGGUUUUCUUUCCUGAGGAGUAACUGAGCAGUCUGGAUUACUGGUUCCUCCAGACUGUGGAGGAUUCGUCUAUCGUCCACUCACAGUGGAGGGUGGAUGGGUGAAAUGACGUGUCUCAGAGGAGCCUCCAAGAUGAGAGCUGGUUGAACUGUGUAAAUCUGAGGAAAUCAGAGCUUCAUUCAGCCGAGGAAAGACCAGAGCAUUAAUUAUGGAAAGCAAGGAGAUAAUUCUGUCAUUCCAGCUGGGCCUCAGAGAUAAAUAUGAGGGCAGAACAGGGAGUGUUUGCUUCACUUUUUAUUGUUUGAUAACUGUUUAUAAAACUCUGGGAAGCCGUGACCUCCUGUCGUCUUUCACUUCUGUCACAGAAAGCUCAAAGUCUUGUCUAAGACCAGAGAAACGGAGCUGUGAGGCCUCCCUGGUGCUGCUGCAUCGUCACAGACCAUCAGAGGUCGUACAGACCAGCAGGAACAGCCUCAGUAGUCGGGUUUCACUCCACGUUAUGCUUCGCUAAUAGAUGUGGAUCAGAAAAAGGUUUUAUUGUUUGAGGUGGAUUUAGUUGUUUUGAAGACCUGAUGCACAUAAACAUGAACAGGAACAACUUAAUGAAUCUGACCUGUCAGCUGUUUCUGAUCUGAGUCAGCAAACAAUAAACCACUGAUAUGAUAUAAUGUCCCAGAUAUCCCCACAGAUUAAAGAAGCUCUUUAACAAGAACUCUCUAUAUUUCCAUAGUUGCUGUUUUCUCUCCUCCAGGUUUAUUUGCUGUUAGAGAAACUGCAUCUUUUGUAAGUCUGUUGUGGAUAAACUAAGACUUUUUCCCCGGACCAUGAUAACAGAGGGCUUUGACACUAAGACAGCAAAUGUUCCUGUUUAUAAUUAACAUGUAUGUGUUUAUUAACUACUGUACCGAAGGCAUGACCUGAACUCGUACUACAGUGUUUGUACAGGGGCCAGUGGGAUGGCCAAAGCUCAGCUGACUGCUUAUUGGAGUGAAGGAAUGUUUCUGCUGUCAAAUAUACAGAAAUAAUUCAGUCUUCAGGUGUAUUCAGCAAUGACAUCUGGUGUUAGACAAAUAUUUGCUUCUCAGUCAAGUGUUUAAUUUCCUGGCCUGUUUCCAGCCUUCUUUCUCUCCAUGUAGGUGGGUCCUUUUUAUUACAUUACGAACAUUUAGCAGACACUUUUAUUCAAAGCAACUUUGUGGUUAGGCAGUAGCGUUAAGGGUCUUGUCUAAGGACCCAACUGAAAGGUGUUUACAUUCAUCUGGGGAAUCGAACUCUGGUUGCCUGCAUGAGAGAUGGACGCUCUGCCAACUGAGCUAAACAGCUGAUGGUUGGUGGUUUUUAAUGUUGAAUGGGCGCCUUCCCACCUACCUUUCAGAGCUUCUCUGUUCAUGUAGGUCAAUGAGGUUGAAAAAUGAAAUGCUUUUAGACGUCUAGAGUUCGUGUCUGAAAACUAGAUGUGACAGAGCUUUUGCUGCUUCUAGACUCUGGAAUAGUCUUCCUCCGAGCAUGAGAACGGCUCAGUCUUUGGAUAUUUUCAAGUCAGUUCUGAAGACCCACCUGUUUGCACUGGCUUUCAGCACAAGGUCCAUGGGCCGAUGAUGAACGGCGAUCUGUCCAGGAUGGUCCCUUUUAGCCUGACAGCUGCUGGGACAGACCCCACUCCCCCACCCCGACCCGGCAUUGGAAGGGAUCCAGACUGUUAGCGGCUCAGCUACUGCUGUAGAGUCUGUGUCUGGAUGUUUCUGGCUUCCACGGUGAGCCCAGUGAUCUGCCAGGACCUAACAGUUAAUGGGACUGUUGGAAGAAACGUCCUGCUGCCCUGCAGCUACAAUGAGUCUGUACUAGAGAGGGUCAACGUUUCUUGGACAGACCAGGAUGAUGCUGCUGUGUUGAACAUCAGAGGCGGUCGGGAGGACUCAACAUUUCAGGACCAGAAGUACAAAGGUCGAGUAAAGAGCUUUCAGGAAGAAUACAAGAAGGGAAACUUCUCCAUCAAGAUGAAGGACCUGAAGGUGGAGGAUGCACAGAAAUACGAGUGCUUCAUCCACAAAAUUGAUCAUCGUAUGUUCAUCAAACUCACAGUCUCAGAACAGCCUGAAGUUGAAGAAAAGAUGAUUUCUCCAUCAGAUGGAGCAGCAGGAAGAAACCUCGUCCACAUCCUCCUCCUCUCUGCUCUGUGUCUGCUGCUCUGCUUCUAGAAGAUUCUGGUUGUAACUUCACCACGUUCCUCCUCACUGAGUACUGCUCCGUCACUUUAAGGUUUUAUGAAGUAAACAUGAAGCAAACAGCUGGAGCAUCACCAUCAGCUUAAUGCACACAAGGGGUGGAAGUGAUUAUUUAAAGCCUCAUAUAUUAAAUUAAACCAGGUAACAGUACUUAUACACCAUCAUAGGUAUGAAAGAGUCAUCAGCUCCUCUUGUUCUGAUUGGUCACAGUUCUGCUGACCUCACUGCUCAUUAUCAUCCAGUUACAGAGCAAAACUUUGCAGGUUACAAUAGACAGUUACUGAAAACACAUUAACACAAGUUAAUUUAUAUUUAGUCAUUAACAGCCGAAGUUGCUGUUUAAUAGAAGAAAAUUUUAUUUUAUAUUUGUUUCUUUUUUUAUAAUCAGUAACAGCAGGAUGGAGAGUAGACAAACUACAACAAGCUUAACAAAAUGUAAAUUCACACACAGAUAAGUUGAUUUUUUUCUAAAUGUGAACUGACAACCAGCAGAGACCAGAAAGAUCAAGGAUCAGAAGAAACAUCGUCUGUCACACAGAUGUUUAUCUGUGGAACCAGAGGAGGAAUCCAGGGUUAGCUAACGCUAGCUAACAUUAGCUAAUAAUAGCUAAUAUUAGCUAACACCAGCUAACAUUAGCUAAUAAUAGCUAACAUUAGCUAACAUUAGCUAAUAAUAGCUAACACUCGCAAACAUUAGCUAAUAAUAGCUAACAUUAGCUAACACUCGCUAACAUUAGCUAAUAAUAGCUAACAUUAGCUAACACUUGCUAACAUUAGCUAAUAAUAGCUAACAUUAGCUAACACCAGCUAACAUUAGCUAAUAAUAGCUAACAUUAGCUAACAUUAGCUAAUAAUAGCUAACACUCGCAAACAUUAGCUAAUAAUAGCUAACAUUAGCUAACACUCGCUAACAUUAGCUAAUAAUAGCUAACAUUAGCUAACACUCGCUAACAUUAGCUAAUAAUAGCUAACAUUAGCUAACACUCGCUAACAUUAGCUAAUAAUAG